This is a messenger RNA of Lasiosphaeria miniovina, 524 nucleotides long. RefSeq lists its product as uncharacterized. The record is from RefSeq and is a predicted model, not a curated record. Bases 67 to 369 code for a protein of 100 amino acids. The transcript is spliced from 2 exons. Lineage: Eukaryota; Fungi; Ascomycota; Sordariomycetes; Sordariales; Lasiosphaeriaceae.
CAUCCAAAUAGCCAAGCCUCGAGCCCGCCCGUCGGCUAGCCAUCCGAGAAGGGGGUAAUAUAAACAAUGCACCCUGGUGUGCCGUUCGAGUGGACGGUCACGUUUUUGUCCAUGCCUGGUUGCGUGCACGGAGCUGCGGCGGGCCCAAUCCGGUCUGGACCUCUGCCCCUGUCACGGCGGCCGGGAGAAGAAGAAGCACAGAGUGGGCGAGGGUGGGUAAGCAGUGUCUCGCAGACGAGGCGCGGUAUGGUGUCGACCUUGUAUACAGGCUGUUGCGUAAUCGAGACAUCAAGUCAAAACCGCCACCCAACGAAGCCACGGUGUUGGCGGGAGGGACAAACAUGGCCGUUGCAAGCAGGAGAAAGGUGACGUCGGAACUAAACUACCACGAAGAAAGAUGUCAGUCCAGAUUAAAAUUUGCAGUAAAGAAGCUAAGGGGUAUCGGGCGAGUCGCAUUCAAACGACGGGCUUGACACGGACAACUUACCAGACAACCAAAAUGCAAAUACAAUUCCUCCAAAACA